AAUGCUGAGACCAACUUUCACAUGAAUGCAUCAAACCCUGAAGAAUUGAACGUGAAGUGGACUGAAUUCCCUAAUGAUUUUGUUUUUGGAGUCAGCACUGCUGCUACACAGAUUGAAGGAUCGGCAAAAGAAGCAGGAAAAGGACCAAGUGUUUGGGACAAGUUUGUUGAGAUCCCUGAGAGAAUUAUGGACAAAUCUAACAUGUUUACGAGCAUUGAUUCAUACAAGCGAUACAAGGAAGAUGUGAAGUUAGUGAAAGACCUUGGAGUUGAUUCUUAUAGAUUUUCCAUCUCCUGGACUAGGAUUCUUCCGAAUGGAACAUUGAGUGGAGGAGUAAACCAAGAGGGUGUUGAUCACUACAACAGUUUAAUUGAUGAACUAAUCAAGAAUGGCAUCACACCCUACGUAACCCUAUUACAUUUUGAUCCACCACAAGCCUUGACAGACAAGUAUGAUGGCGUUUUAAAUCGCUCCUUUGUGAAUGAUUUCAAGGAUUACAGUGAACUUUGUUUUAAGACCUACGGAGAUAGGGUAAAAAAUUGGAUUACAAUCAACGAGCCAUUUGUAAUGGCCAAAAUGGGUUAUGAUCUUGCGGUUGCUCCACCAGGCAGGUGUUCAGUACAAGUACCAAAAAGCAAGAUUGGAUGCAAAGUUGGUAAUUCAUCUACCGAACCUUACAUUGUGACCCAUAACCUUAUCCUCUCUCAUGCUACUGUUGUUAAGCUCUAUAGAGAGAACUUUCAGGCAAAACAAGGUGGACAAAUUGGAUGGUCUCAUGUAGGUCAGUAUGUUGAGCCUUAUUCAGAUACAGAAGAAGACAAAGCUGCAGCAAAAAGAAUUUUAGACUUUGAACUUGGAUGGUUCAUAGAACCAAUAGUAUUCGGAGAUUACCCAAAGAUUAUGAGAGAUUUGGUCAAGGAAAGGCUACCCCUUUUCACUGAAGAAGAGAAAAAAUUGAUCAAGGGAUCCUUCGAUUUCAUUGGCAUCAACUAUUAUACCACGAGAUAUGGUAAAAACGUUCCAGCAAGUCAAGCUGAACCAUUGAGUUAUCACAAUGACGCUUUGGCUACAUCAACUGAAACAAAUGCAAAUGGAGUCUUAAUUGGUCCUCUUGCUAAUGGAAGCAUCUACAUCUUCUCUUAUCCACAAGGUCUUCAGAAACUUUUGGAGUUCAUUAAGCAAAACUACCAAAGUCCUAAAAUCUACAUUUCCGAAAAUGGAAUUACAGAAGAAAAGGACGAUAAUCUUGGACUCGAUGUAGCAGUCAAGGAUCCACAUAGAAUUGAAUGCAUUCUUCGACACUUGUACAGGAUCAAGAUGGCAAUGAAGAAUGGGGUGAAUGUCAAAGGAUAUUUCCACUGGGCUCCAUUCGAUGACUUUGAGUGGGGGGAAGGCUAUCUUGCAAGGUUCGGACUUUACUAUGUCGACUACAAAGACAAUCUCAAGCGCAUUCCUAAAGAAUCUGCUAAGUGGCUACCAAAUUUCUUAAAGGGUUAGGAUGUCAUAUAUGUACGUAUAAGCUUAGACAUAAGCUCUACAUGGUUGUA
Molecule: messenger RNA, 1547 nt
Organism: Rosa rugosa (rugosa rose)
Lineage: Eukaryota; Viridiplantae; Streptophyta; Magnoliopsida; Rosales; Rosaceae
Product: beta-glucosidase 24-like
Exons: 12
Coding region: 22-1497 (491 amino acids)
Biological process (GO): carbohydrate metabolic process
Molecular function (GO): beta-glucosidase activity
Source: RefSeq, a predicted model, not a curated record